Messenger RNA from Corticium candelabrum, 671 nucleotides. RefSeq names its product protein TEX261-like. The record is from RefSeq and is a predicted model, not a curated record. Gene Ontology annotation, cellular component: Golgi membrane; COPII-coated ER to Golgi transport vesicle; endoplasmic reticulum membrane. Lineage: Eukaryota; Metazoa; Porifera; Homoscleromorpha; Homosclerophorida; Plakinidae. The transcript has 6 exons. Gene Ontology annotation, biological process: endoplasmic reticulum to Golgi vesicle-mediated transport. The coding region runs from base 42 to 650 and encodes 202 amino acids. Gene Ontology annotation, molecular function: COPII receptor activity.
UCUUCUCAGCGUUUAUAGCCCGUAUAUCCUAAGACGACCCCAUGUUUCUGUGGGUUCUUUCUUGGUUUGCGUGUGCAAUUCAGUUAGGAUUCGGUAUUUUAUGUGUAGCUGCUGGCCUCUACUACUUGGCCGAGUUGGUGGAAGAAUACACCGUAAUAGCAAGGAAAAUUAUUACACUCAUUGUUUGGGUGGUGGCAGUAGUUCAUGUAUGUAUAUGGCUGUGGGAAGAUAUUCCUGCAUUUGUGAUCGGAACUGGCUUCCUCGCUAAUGCUACUUGUGCAUUGCUGUUGAAGAACUUUCCGUUUGUCUCUCUGAGUUCAACACGUUUUCUGUCUGCUAUAGUCAUGUUAUCCGUUAACCACUAUGUGGCAUUUCAGUUCUUCACAACUGUGUAUUACCCAUUUUCAGAGAUAUUGGCUUACUUCACAGUUUGUCUGUGGCUGGUACCAUUCACGUAUUUUGUCUCACUCUCAGCCAAUGAAAAUGUUCUGCCAACAACAACACCAAUAGUUACUGUUCAUAAUGAUGGAGAUGCUGUUGCUGAUGCUUUGUCAUCCAAGAGAAGUCGUCGUUACGGCAUCCUCUCUGUUUUCAACUACAUAUUUCAUAAAGCAACCAAGGUGAUGCCAACUCGAACAAAAACAAAGUAGAAAUUGGAUACUGUGAUAAAU